AUGAGCAGUGAUGAAUUUACAGAAUUCCUCAAUGCUCGUGAAGAACAAGCCUGGACAAGUCUUAAAGCAGUAGUUAAUGGUUUUCUUGAUAACAACAGAGCUGACAAUUUUAAAGAGUCGGUUGGAAUUAUGCUUGAAAUUUUUAAAAUUAUGGGCUGCAGAAUGUCUCAUAAACUUCAUAUGCUACAUUCUCUCCUGGAUCAAUUUAAAAACAAUAUGGAUGCCUACUUAGAGAAGCAAGAAGAACGUUUUUACCAAGAUGUGAUGUACUUUGAACAACGUUACCAAGAGCAGUACAACGAGAAUAUGACGGAAGAUUACAUUUGGGGUUUAAUGCGAGAAAGUCCAUACAAACAUAAGAGAACUUCUAAAAAUUGUCAUUUCUGAACUUGAUUUUUGUUAUUUUACAUUUAUAUGCUAUUGUUUAUCACAAUUCUUGAAUUAAAAAGACUUUGAUGUUCGGC
Messenger RNA from Psylliodes chrysocephalus, 464 nucleotides. The record is from the annotation of a GenBank genome assembly. Lineage: Eukaryota; Metazoa; Arthropoda; Insecta; Coleoptera; Chrysomelidae.